UCAGCUAAGUGAAAUAAAUCAAAAGUAAACUAUAUAAGCUUAUAUUUCGUGCUAAGAAAUUCAUUUUCUUAUUGUUUUAAGCUUAGAUUUAGUUUAAAAAUCCACCAGAAUGAGUCGAGCUCAUAUGUUAUAUGAUAACAAGCCACUGGAAGCCAUCCCUGUCACUGCGAUACAACGGGAAUCGGCGUGGAAUCCUCAACAAGUUUUCAAAUUUGACAGCAGUGGAGCUAAAAAUGGAGGCGUCUUGGUCGAAGGAGACAUACAAGGAAGGUCAAGAUAUUCUGUCAGAGAUAAAUCUUCUGGAGCGAAUAAAUGGUGCUAUGUUGUCAUCCAUGUAGCAGUUGCCAGGGCUACAAGGAGAAAGUUUGACUCAACUGGAAAGGAAAUUGAACCCAACUUUGGGGAAACUAAGAAAGUCAGUACAGGUUAUCUAAUGUCUUCUUACAAGACUUGUCCUGUGGGAGAAUCCGACAAGUUAAGCCUGUCUGAUGUGAUAAAAGAAGUAACUGUAAAAGAGCUGAGUGAUUUAACAGAAAGUAAAGCAGCUGGAUAUAAAAACUGUGUCUCAUUUUGGUGGGAUGAGAAUGAAUUGGAAAAAAUGGAGUUGAAUGUAGGGAAUCAUGUAAGACUGCGCACCAGAGGAAAAGGACCAUAUAUUGAUUCGCUAUCCAAGCUCAACCAACAAAACUCUACAGUAUCAAACUAUUCUGGAGGUGAGAAGACAGGCACAUCUUGGACUGAUAAAGUCAUGUCUCACAAGGGUCAAGAAUCAGAACCACAAGACCAGCAAGAAGGUGUUGAGGACGAUGAAUGGGAUGACUGAGACAUCAUUUGAAGUCAUGGACAGACUCUGUUGAUGUACUGGCUGUCAGCAUGUUGGACACUCCCAAGAUCACUAUCAACCUAUGUCAAGCUUUUCCAGCUCAAAAUUGGUAUUAGGUAACUAACAUAAUGUAUAAAUAACAAAUCGUUUAAAACAGACAUUUUCCACAGCUUUAUUUCAUGGUGAACAAAUAUUAAAAUGAGCAUUUGCUAAUAUAACUGCCAGAAGUUAAAACACAUAAAAUUUAAUCACACAAAAAAAUGAAAUGAAGCAAUUCUUGAUUUUAUUGACAAGGAAUUAUUAAUCAAUAGACUAUAGUUUUAAUUUUUAUAUUUCCAAAGACAUUCCCCAAGUUUUUCCCCUUCAAAGUUUUUAGUAACAACUGUACAAGUAUUGAAUGCUUGACAAAAAUCUUUAGUUAUGAUUUAAUUUAUAAUUUAAUAUAGAUGUAUGAUUCACAUACCCUAGAAAAACCACUAAUACUACCAUCAGUAUUGUUUUCUUUGUAUAAUGAUAUCAUAUUAUGUAUACUUACAUAAUAAAGAAUACAAUUGAACCUAA
This is a messenger RNA of Actinia tenebrosa (Australian red waratah sea anemone), 1384 nucleotides long. Its product is annotated as arpin. Gene Ontology annotation, biological process: negative regulation of actin nucleation. The record is from RefSeq and is a predicted model, not a curated record. NCBI's taxonomy places the organism in Eukaryota, Metazoa, Cnidaria, Anthozoa, Actiniaria, Actiniidae.